UCAAACUUUGAUAAGCAAUACUCCAUAUCAGGACAAAAAUAUCAUGCGAAGACCAGGUUAAUUGCACUGUUACAGAUUCGUUGGGCAAGUUUCGACGUCAACUAUUAUUCAAAAUUUUGCAGACGUUGUCUUCUUUAUGUAACAUUUUGUACACAGUUCGUGUUCUGAGCCAAUUUUCUGUUAUCAACCUUGUGAAAAUAUAACGCCUUAAUCCAGCGAGCUGUGCAUAUUCACAGUGAACUUUGCACCCACUUCAAGACUAUCAUUUUGUCGAUGUGGAAGAUAAUACGAUAGAUCACAACAAUUCAAUAUUAUGUUUUUCGAAAGCCAGUUGACUAUGCAACGUUUCUCCUCGUCACUAACAAUUUUAGGUUUGAUUGAUUUCGGCUUCAUGAACGGAAGUUUAAAAUGCAUGGGUGAAAAACUCGUUCAAAACAAGCUGAUCAGAGGCAUGUCCUCAGAGGUUCAUAACAAUCAACUAUAGUAUAGUUUGAUUUUCAUAUCGGCAAGAAGUUGACGAUAAAGAAUUGGUUCGCUUACUUCCGCUGACUCAUUCUCAAAUAUAAAAUCGAAAAAAAAAGGUAAGACUUGGACUGAUGAAUAAUUUGAGUAAAAGUCUUACCAUCAGAGACAUAUCUAGUUAAUUUCUAUGAAAUUUGAGCUCUCGUGAAAACGAAAAUACUAAAGUAAAUACUGUAGAAAUCCAACGCCAAUUACGUAAUCGCAAAAAUGAUGAGUUCUUUCGCAAAUUUCAAAAAGAAUUGUUACAAAUGUUAAUAACAAUAAUACAAGCUCACAAAAGAUGAUUAUCAACUGAGGGUAUAUAAUUCUCAUUCUGCAAAACAACUUUAAAAGUUAUUGAGAACGCGUUCAGGUGAAUGUGUUCUGAAUGGUGGAAGAAGAUACUGUUCAUUAAGCAGAUUAAGUCACGGCAACAGAUAACAAGUGGUUGUCAAGGCAGUUGUAUCUACAGAAUCAGGAAACUAAUGAUUUCUAUUCUUUUAGAACAUCAUGAAGAUACUAACUGGUAUUCUCCAUGUUAGUCCAGCAUACACGAAAGAAAAACGCGAAAAAAAAAACACGCGCGUUCGUCUAAAGGGAGCUCAGUAAUCAAUAGUUGCAUUGUUGUUAGCUGAUAACAAAAAAAUCCCAUGAAUUACAUCUUUUCGAUCUUCCCAAGCCGGAUCGCAUUAUUGAGGAAGGCAUUUUUUCACCGUUAUCUCUUGACAAAUCGAAGCUAUAUUCGUUGAAAGGUUUUUUUAUCCCUCUGUUUUGUGAGCAUGUUGCUUCAACGCCCAAAAGUAGUACACUUAUGACGAUAAGUACCUGGUCUUUUCUUCGCUUUUCUUUUACAUUUUAUAUCUUUUUAUGAAUUUGUCUGCAUUUUUGCUUCAUUCGCUCAUUUGUCCGUGUAUUUGUUUGUUUUUUUUCCUUGUUUGUUUUUUUUUGGUCAGUUUGUCAUCUUGUUUGCGGUUACAUUCACUUGCGCCUUUUUGUGUGAUUGCUAGUCAUCUGCUUUAACCCGAAGUUAGUCUGAUUGUUUGAUUCGGUUGUUGGCAUGCGUUGGUUGGCUGUCAAAUUCGGAUGAAUUUUUCGUGUUAGUAUCGUUGCAUAUGAUCUUAUAUGCGGCAUGAGUGAUAUUGGUGAAACUAAACAUAUAUCUUUUAAGUGCAUUUUUAAUGAUUUCUUUCCAGCUUACAGGAUGGAGAAACCAGUGAUAAUAAUUUCUCAAGUUGCGAUCAUUCUGACAGCCUUAGUUUCUUUUAUAGCAGCACAAUCCACGUCUUUCAGCCCAACACCAUCCAUUCAACAAACAUUUGCUGUUUCAAAUCAGACUGAGAUGCUUAACGCUUCAAUGACAACAGUUCAACAUCAAAUAACAUCCGUUCAUGUCCAACCUUCAUCAACGGAAGUCAGUCGUCCAAACAGCAAAAUAAUGAGUACUCCUCCCAGCUCUACAGCAAAAGUCAACGAAGAAGACAAAAUAGAAGAGGAUGAGGAUAAAAAGAAAGAGACGGCGAUUAUAGCGGCUAGUUGCGGAGGAGCAGCCGUCGUGUUUAUUGGUUUAACGUUAGUAAUAUGGAAUCACAGAAAAGAGGGCAACACAUAACUAAAUGAAGUACGACAGAAACCUAAGAUCCUCUGAGUAGCGAGUAGCCAAGUAUUAUAAACACAAGUUAUUUUCCUGAUCAAUAGUUGCACUUAAAGCUCAGCAAAGUAGUUGGCUAAGCCAAGAUAAAUCUCGCGUCAAACUGACGCAAAGUCGAAACACGACCUGGGUGCUUUCAGGAAAAUCUUGAUGGUCGUUAUUUUAUUGCUAGAC
This is a messenger RNA of Pocillopora damicornis (cauliflower coral), 2323 nucleotides long. RefSeq lists its product as uncharacterized. Lineage: Eukaryota; Metazoa; Cnidaria; Anthozoa; Scleractinia; Pocilloporidae. The record is from RefSeq and is a predicted model, not a curated record.